Molecule: messenger RNA, 1083 nt
Organism: Medicago truncatula (barrel medic)
Lineage: Eukaryota; Viridiplantae; Streptophyta; Magnoliopsida; Fabales; Fabaceae
Product: pectinesterase 4
Exons: 2
Coding region: 1-1083 (360 amino acids)
Biological process (GO): cell wall modification
Molecular function (GO): pectinesterase activity
Source: RefSeq, a predicted model, not a curated record
AUGGCUAGCACUGAUGCUGAUAUGUCGAUGUAUCGCAGCCUUGUUGAGGUUGAUCACGAUGGUAACCCGUCAUGGUUAUCUGCAGGCGAUCGUACACUAGUUUCUCAAAUUAAAAAUGGUAUAGCCCAACCUAAUGCAAUAGUGGCCAUGGAUGGCAGUGGUCAAUAUAAAACGAUUACUGAUGGCAUUAACUCGUAUCCUAAUAAUCACCAAGGAAGAUACAUUAUCCAUGUCAAGGCUGGCAUCUACAAGGAGUAUGUAACUGUUGAUCAAAGCAAAAAAAAUAUUCUCUUGUAUGGUGAUGGUCCCAACCGUACCAUUAUCACUGGAAACAAGAGCUUCACCGAAGGAAUCCAAAUGCCACUAACUGCAACAUUCUCCACCUUUGCUGAAAAUUUCACUGCCAUAUCAAUUGUAUUUGAGAAUACAGCGGGUCCAAAAGGUGGUCAAGCAGUAGCACUUCGUGUUAAAGGUGACCUCUCAUCAUUCUACCAAUGUACAUUCCGUGGUUAUCAAGACACGUUGUACGUAGACCAGGGUCGUCAGUUUUACCGCAAUUGUGUGAUUUCUGGAACCAUCGACUUCAUAUGUGGUCACUCGACUACCUUAAUCCAGAAUUCUAUGAUUUUGGUGAGAAAGCCCGCUUCAGGCCAAUACAAUGUUGUGGUGGCAGAUGGCCCAUACCAAAACAACAAUUUACGUACUGGUAUAGUCAUUGAUCAUUGCUCCAUCCUUCCAGAUUAUGAUUUCGCACCUUAUACUUCAACGUCGAAGACUUAUUUGGCAAGACCAUGGAGGCCAUAUUCAACGGCAAUCUUUAUUAACAAUUUUAUCGGCAAUUUUAUUCAACCUGAUGGGUAUACGAUUUGGAGAGAAGUUCAACCAAACAAUGAAAAUGUUUAUUUUGCUGAGUUUGGCAACACUGGACCUGGUGCCAAUGCUAAAAAUAGGGUCUAUUGGGCAAAAGGUCUUAUUACAAGAGAUGAGGCUGCUAGAUUCACCGCUGAACCGUGGAUUCAAGCUAGUACUUGGUUACCUUCCGCUGGCAUUCCUUACAAUCCUGGCUUUGAGACACUAUCUUAA